Molecule: messenger RNA, 6529 nt
Organism: Tupaia belangeri chinensis (Chinese tree shrew)
Lineage: Eukaryota; Metazoa; Chordata; Mammalia; Scandentia; Tupaiidae
Gene: CREB3L2
Product: cAMP responsive element binding protein 3 like 2
Exons: 12
Coding region: 389-1951 (520 amino acids)
Biological process (GO): regulation of transcription by RNA polymerase II
Molecular function (GO): cAMP response element binding; DNA-binding transcription factor activity, RNA polymerase II-specific
Source: RefSeq, a predicted model, not a curated record
CUGGGUCCUGGAGCCCAGCUGAGGAGCCCUGGGGAGUCUCGAAGUUUGUGUCUGGAGCUGUUGUGCAAAGUGGGCUUAUUGCGUAGGGGUUUUCUUGGCAUGAGAGCAGAUCUCCUGCCUUUAUUUUGGAUGCUCAUUCCACUUUAAUUCCUCAGGCUUCGACGAGGCUCUCCUGUAUUCCCCGGAGAGUCUCAGCUCUGAGGACACCGGACAGGAGCUCUAGGGCCGUUCUCUCUCAGGCGGAAGAACGAACGUUUUCCUUAAGUGCAUUAGCGACUCACGCACACGUAUCCGAUCCGCGGAGACAGAGGAGUGUCGCCGGCCCGAGGUGGCUGCGCCCGGCCCCUUGUGCCCUCAGCAUCCUCGGCCCAGCGCGACCCGGACCGCCAUGGAGGUGCUGGAGAGCGGGGAGCAGGGCGUCCUGCAGUGGGACCGCAAGCUGAGCGAACUGUCAGAGCCAGGGGAGACCGAGGCCCUCCUGUACCACACGCACUUCUCAGAACUCCUGGAUGAGUUUUCCCAGAACGUCUUGGGUCAGCUCCUGAAUGACCCAUUCCUCUCAGAGAAGAGUGUGUCAAUGGAGGUGGAGCCAUCCCCGACGUCCCCAGCGCCUCUCAUCCAGGCGGAGCAUAGCUACUCUCUGUGUGAGGAGCCUCGGGCCCAGUCACCGUUCACUCACGUCACUGCCAGAGACAGCUUUAAUGAUGAUGAGGUGGAAAGUGAGAAAUGGUACCUGUCUACAGAUUUUCCUUCAACAACCAUCAAGACAGAGCCAAUUACGGAUGAGCCACCACCAGGACUUGUACCCUCUGUCACUUUGACCAUCACAGCCAUCUCCACCCCUUAUGAAAAGGAGGAAGCCCCUGUGGAAGGGAAUACAGGGGUUGAUUCCUCGUGCCAGACAAUUAUUCCUAAGAUUAAGCUGGAGCCUCAUGAAGUGGAUCAGUUCCUCAACUUCUCUCCUAAAGAAGCCUCCACAGACCACCUACACUUACCACCAACCCCUCCCAGCAGCCACAGCAGUGACUCAGAGGGCAGCCUGAGCCCCAACCCGCGUCUGCACCCCUUCAGCCUGCCUCAAACCCCCAGCCCUGCCAGAGCUGUGCCCCGGGCUCCCUCUGCCCUUUCCAGUUCUCCUCUCCUCACAGCUCCUCACAAACUGCAGGGAUCAGGCCCCCUGGUCCUGACUGAGGAGGAAAAGAGGACUCUGAUCGCCGAGGGCUAUCCCAUCCCCACCAAACUGCCCCUGACAAAGUCAGAGGAAAAGGCCCUGAAGAAAAUCCGGAGGAAAAUCAAGAAUAAGAUUUCUGCCCAGGAAAGUAGGAGAAAGAAGAAAGAAUACAUGGACAGUUUGGAGAAAAAAGUGGAGUCUUGUUCAACUGAGAACUUGGAGCUUCGGAAGAAGGUGGAGGUCCUGGAGAACACCAAUAGAACUCUCCUUCAGCAACUCCAGAAGCUUCAGACCUUGGUGAUGGGGAAAGUCUCUCGUACUUGCAAGUUAGCUGGCACACAGACCGGCACCUGCCUCAUGGUUGUCGUGCUCUGCUUUGCUGUUGCAUUUGGCAGCUUCUUCCAGGGCUACGGACCCUACCCUUCUGCUACCAAGAUGGCGCUGCCCAGCCAGCAUUCCAUGCCCGAGCCAUACACAGCUUCUGUUGUGAGAUCCAGGAACCUGCUGAUCUAUGAGGAACAUUCUCCCCUGGAGGAGCCGUCCAGCCCAGCCUCAGCUGGGGAGCUUGGGGCCUGGGAUCGAGGAUCCUCAUUGCUCAGAGCAUCAGGGCUGGAGUCCAGGCCGGAUGUGGAUCUUCCCCACUUCAUUAUCUCAAAUGAGACCAGCCUGGAGAAGUCAGUGCUGUUGGAGCUGCAACAGCACCUGGUCAGCACCAAACUGGAGGGGAACGAAACACUCAACGUUGUAGAGCUCGACAGAAGAGUGAACACCACCUUCUGAAGAGGCCGACUCCACCCUCUCUGUUUCCCUUAACUCUUCUUUCGUAUCUCCAAACCCCUUUUGUUGUAAUCUUUUCUUUCCUCUUUGCCUCUGGAUCUUGAUGAAGACAUGGAUGAGCGGUUGUGGCUGGGGUAGGGGGGCCAGCCUAGGAGCUCUGUUAGCAGUGCAGGCCUUGUCUUUCCCUGUCUGUGCCCCUCCCAUGCAGCACGGAGCCCACCUUUCCUCCCUUCUCUUACUGCCAUAGGAAAUUGUUUCAGGGGUGGAGGCUGGGACAAGCAGGCUCAUUUCUAAAGUAUUGCCAAAGAGAUACUGCCUGAUUCUCACCUGUGCGGUGUGACUCCUCUUUGAAGAAUAGACAACUCUUGUGACCACAGACCCUAGCCACAGAAAUGCCAUGAUGCUAUUAGGAUUUGGCAAAGCACUGACCCAUGUCCUUCCCUGCUCAUCCCUGGGUCUCUGGUGUGAGUGCCCACCUUGUCAGCUCCCCUCUCUCCCACUCUGGCUCUCGGAGCCCUCGCUGGACAGUCCUCCCGGCACCAGCCCUGACAGGCGAGGGCUGCCCCUUCACAUUCUCAGGCCGCAAGUGCAAUGCCUGAAGGAAUCAGGCUAUUCUACUCCAGGCGAACCUGCCCCAUCUUGUUGCUUGUAGAUCUUCCCCAUGCCCAGGUUCCCCACAUCUGCAUAGGUCUGCCCCCCACCCCAGCUUCUCCUCCCCACUUGUAAAUAGUAUUUAUUAGCUUGCCGAGGCCUCCUGCUAGCAACCACACUGGAGAGGUCCGGUUGCCUCCCUCCAAGCUAGCUAAGUCUUCUGUGGGCCUCUGGCGCUAGGAGGGCACCUGGGCUCUGGGCUCCCACUUUCCAGGUGGUGUUUUGUCAUCUUUCUUUCUCCUUUUCUUUCUUCUUUUUUUUUUUUUUUUUUUAAAUAGUUUCUAUUGAAAAAUCCCCUUGAGCAUGUGUCCUCUGCCAGAGGAACUCGGUGGGAAAGAUGGGGCUGUGCUUUGUUUGGGUCUGUGUCUCUGCAGCCCCAUGGUUUCUCUGUCUGUCUUGUUCCCAUAAUAAGCGGGAAGCCCUGCUCCUGACAACAGGCAUUUGGAUAACCUUGCUAGAUUGUCUUUCCACCUGUCCCUGGCUCCUCCCUCACCACCCACCCUGCUUCUACUUUGCCCUCCUCUCUUCUUCCUCUGCCUCAACAGAAGGAGUCAGAGUGGUGCCAUUCGUGCAUCCAUGUUCUUACCUGUUAGAGUCAGGUUUGGCUACUUUGCAGCUCACCCAAAGAGAUACAACCUAUCCCCCAACCUACUUUUUAUUAUUUUUUUAAUGAUUAAAAGUAACUUUUGUAGUUUUAAAAAUCUUUCUUCUUUCAUACAAACAAUAAAUGGAAAUGACCUUUUGUUGUGUAAUGUAGAAGACUCCCCUUCAGUGUUUAUUCCUAGUUUGUAAAAAAAGAUUUUGUGUAGGAAAUUUGCUUACAUAUUGUAUUUUAUUUUUAGUAGUGGCUGUGGGGUCUUUAGCAUAAGCUCUUCUCUCUCUCUCCCUCUCUCUCUCCCUCUGUCUCUCUGUCUUGUCAUCUAUGUUGUCAUUGGAGCUUAUACUUAAGAGGGAUUAAGCCCACUCCCCGCUCUUUCAUUCCGUAUCAGAUAUAGGAUUUGGUGUCAUUAACAGUUGCCAUCAGACCUCCUAAGCGGAUCCCUGUUUUGUCUGUCUCAGUCCAUUUGGGGUCACUGUGGUGAGUGAUUCCUCUCUCUUUACUGUGAUGGAAAUGUUUCCAGAUGAGGAGGUGGCCAAGUUCCCCUUCUCACAGUAUGUGAAAGCUGGGUUGAGACUGCCGUGGUCCUGGCAGCCCUGCUGUCUGGACGAUUCUCACUGCCCCUUGCACUGGCCAGGGCGGGCUGGGACUGUCUGGCUCUGCAGGAGGACUGCUGCCAAUGCGCAUCCACUUCUGCCUCUCUGCUCCACUCGCCUGUGCCUGCCCUGUGUCUGGUAGCUGUGGGCCUCUGCUGCCUCAUCUCUCUCUUGAAUAUGCCAUGUAAUAUUCUGACGUAGGCAGCCUAUGGGGCCUUGAAAAGGUAAAAAGCUAGAAUUAACUCAAGGAGUAUUCGGGCAAUGAGAAAGGAAGGGGUUUAUGUUUAAAGGCAGAACUGAGAGAAGUGACUGUCUAGGCAGCCACCUGCUGCAACUGAAGCAGAUUGUGUUUCCAAGGCUCCCAGAAAUAGCCAGAAUAGGGAACCUGUUCCCCGGCAUGAGGAGGGAGAAGAAAAAGGACACUUGUAGCCUUUGUCCUUAGUGCAUUGAAGAUUUCGUUUUCUCUCUUAUCUCCCUUGCUUAACGCUACUUUCUCCAAAUCUCCAAGCAGCAGGGUUUUCUCUUUAGGAAGCUGGCCUUCCAGAACAUAAUCUGUAUUUGGAGACAUGGAACAUUAGCCUGAGAGCACAAAUGGCCCUUUGAAGGAGGUUCCAGGAACUUACAUUGCUUCACUUUCAAGAAACAUCUGUCUUCUGCUUAUUUGAGUGAGUCAAGAGAAUGAAACAGUUAACCUUUGUUCAGUACAAAAUGGGAUCAAGAGAAUACCAGAGGGCUGGAUAACACCAGAUUGAUUCCAAAUAGUGAAUGGGUGUGUAUGCACCCUUCCCGUUGAAGGGUUAAACCGUCAAUGUCAGUGGAUUUGUUUUCCCCACUGAGCAGUCUCAUAGACUAACAGUAAUUCCUGGUCAGCUUGGGAGAUUCCAAGUAAUAGCAGACAUUAGUGCCUGAACUUAAGUUUUGAAAGAUGCUCAAAGCUUGUGGGGACAACCGAGAGUCAUGAAAAAUAGGUCUCUUUAUUAUGUCUUUCAUCAGUAAACACAUUUUUCUUUUUCCUUCCUUUGGCUACACUAAUGAAGGAGAGGUCUUGCAAAGUUUCAGAGAACAAGUAAUCUUUCCCCAGAUGAGACCUGGUAACUCAGACCCCUCUGCCCCUCAGCAUGAUUCUUCUCCCAGCUCUCGACUUCGCACUUGGAAAUGGGAACUGUAAACGAAAGGCCUCAGUGCCAGUUUUAGGAAGGAAUUUCUGUGAAAUGUUAGGAGUCUGGAGUCUUGCUCAUAGAAAGAGUGUUAUAUAAAAAUCUGACAGCUGAACUGGGUUGCUCCUUUCUGGCAGGGGGCGGGGAUGAGACUUGACACUGGUGUAGGCAAAAUUAGAUAACCUUUUGGUUAAUAGAAAUGAUUUUGCUUUGGAGACCUAAUUUGUAGGUUGCAAAGGCAGUUUUUAGUUCAGCUAAUUUACAAACCAACUAUAAAUACCGUGGUUUUCCCCUUCCUGUGUCUCUCGGUUCUGGUUGGAUAUCAAAAGGUGGCUGUGAAUCUAAGUGCCAUGGAGGAGGGAUGUUGAAUCGAUUCCUCUGUAUUCUGGCCGUGAUUCAGUGUCCAGCAUUUUUGUCAUAGGAUGUUCUUAGAUUUUUUUUUCCUUCAGAAGUUCAUGGCCCUCCCUGCCAGGUCCUCAGAGGGAGCAGAAGCACAGAGCAGAAUCAGGCCCCCCAGCCCAGCUCCUUAGAAUAAGCAUAGCAUACAAGGUGGGACUUAAGCACAAUCCAGAAAUGAAGAUGUCCUACCCCCAGUGAAAGGGUGGACCGUCUGUGUUGGCUUUGCUAACAUGGAAGCAGAGACGCAAGGGAAGACGUUUAGCCUCCCCCAUCUGCCACUAGUGACUCAUUUGGUUCUACUGAAUCCUGUCUCUGGGAAAUCUGCUUUCUCCUGCUUGCAGUGCUGGCAGGACCUCUGAUGCCAUUACCAGGGAGUUCUUUAGCGAGGGUCACUUUAUAGGAAUGUUUUCAGCUGAGGUUAUUGUAGACAUGUGAUCGGGUAACCCCCCCUUGAGAGGACAGUAACAAGAGAGAAUAGAGGCCAGUGGAAGAGCCAGAGACAGAUUUCAGAUUUUUUACUCAUCCAUUCAUUCACUCAGUUACUCCUAGGACUUUUCAGUUUUGCUAAAAAAGAGGACUGAGAUCCUAGGGAGUAUUGGAGAAUACGAGGGACUGAGGAAAUUUCACUGGCUAGUAGCUGUCCCGCAAGACCCUUGUGCUAGGUCUCCCUGCUUGUCUGUCUCUUUCUCACAGGUGCAUCUGGGUGCACAUGCACAUGCACACAUACACACACCCACACUCCUUUCUUGUCUUAGAUACUCAUGUAUGCCUUAAACAUGCCUUAUAGAUGAGUGCAGGAUGACAGGAAUUCCUCAUUGCUGGGAGAUUUUAUGUAUAGCCUUAUAGUAUUAGAUCGAAGUGGGUAAGGGGAAGGAACAUUUUCUGAAAGCUCAAAAUUGGUUUCCUGAAAUUGAGCCACUAUCAGAUUGGCACAUCGGGAGAAAAGUAAUGGGGUUAUGUCCAGUGGGAAGAUCCCAUUUUGUAAGGGUGCGAGCACAUCAAAAAAAAUGGCCAGCCAGGAUUAAAGAUAUUAAAGUCCUCUCAGCAGAGCACUUCUCAGUGCAGAGAAACCUACCUUUGAAGAAUAACCCUUCAUGCUUUGUGGCCAGAGGAUCGACAUUAACUACAAGGAAAGGCUGGGUGUUGUUUCAUUCUGUUAUCUGGGGCAACAUAAAAUUCU